Molecule: messenger RNA, 711 nt
Organism: Orycteropus afer afer
Lineage: Eukaryota; Metazoa; Chordata; Mammalia; Tubulidentata; Orycteropodidae
Gene: CLDN15
Product: claudin 15
Exons: 5
Coding region: 1-711 (236 amino acids)
Biological process (GO): cell adhesion; bicellular tight junction assembly
Cellular component (GO): plasma membrane; bicellular tight junction
Molecular function (GO): structural molecule activity
Source: RefSeq, a predicted model, not a curated record
AUGUCGAUGGCUGUAGAGACCUUUGGCUUCUUCGUGGCAGUCCUGGGGCUGGUGAUGCUGGGGGUGACCCUGCCAUACAGCUACUGGCGAGUGUCCACCGUGCAUGGGAAUGUCAUCACCACCAACACCAUCUUCGAGAACCUCUGGCACAGCUGUGCUACCGACUCCCUUGGAGUCUACAACUGCUGGGAGUUCCCGUCCAUGCUGGCCCUCUCUGGGUAUAUCCAGGCCUGCCGGGCACUCAUGAUCACCGCCAUUCUCCUGGGCUCCCUGGGCCUGUUCCUGGCCAUAGGGGGGCUACGCUGCACGAACCUGGGGGGCCUGGUGCUCUCCAAGAAAGCCAAGCUGGCUGCUGCCGCAGGAGCCCUGCACAUACUCAGUGGUAUCUGUGGGAUGGUGGCCAUCUCCUGGUACGCCUUCAACAUCACCCGUGACUUCUUUGACCCCAUGUACCCUGGAACCAAGUAUGAGCUGGGCCCUGCCCUCUACCUGGGCUGGAGUGCCUCCCUGCUCUGCAUCUUGGGUGGCACCUGCCUCUGCUCAAGCUGCUGUUGUCCUCCUGAGGAUGACUCCGCCACCAGUGCUCGGCUGCCCUACAAGGUCUCCGGGUCCGUGUUGCAGUCCCCAAGCCUCGCUACCCGCUUGCCCCACGUGGCCUCUGAUGAAGAUGACACCAGCUUUGAGCAGUAUGGGAAAAAUGCCUAUGUGUAA